Phalaenopsis equestris is the source of this 2203-nucleotide messenger RNA. RefSeq lists its product as uncharacterized. The coding region runs from base 448 to 1749 and encodes 433 amino acids. The transcript is spliced from 2 exons. The record is from RefSeq and is a predicted model, not a curated record. Lineage: Eukaryota; Viridiplantae; Streptophyta; Magnoliopsida; Asparagales; Orchidaceae.
CCAAAAUCUAGGAGGUGAGAGAUUUACUUUUUAGGGUUUUUUCUGUCGAUUGACAAGCAAAUCUCACUUUAAAGCAUUCCUGAGAGAUUUCUAGGGUUCGGUGCUCCAUUUCUUUGCGUUAGUCCGCAGCGUAGGUUUUCCGACAUACGAUUUGCGUUAGGUGUACGUCGAUCAUUUGCAAAGACUUUUUUCGAGGCUCGUAUGUCGGGCGCCAUUCGUGCGUCUUCAAUCUAGUUUCAGAAGAUUUUUUUUUUUUGUUCUUCGUUCUCCCAUUUUUGCUUGAUUUGAAGCUAGUUUGGGGAUUGAUUAUGUAUUGUUGAAUGGUAAUCUUAUUGCCUAACAUAAGAAUCCUGCUAAGUUAUAAGAAGCUUUGGGCCGUAAUUUGGUGUUAUGCUUCGUACAUGUGAUUACGUUGCACGGGAAUGAUAUAUGUGAUGAUUUGUUGACAUGAAUCCGGAAACUGGAGGUUUUGCUAGGUGCGUGAAGCACCCGUCUCAGUUUUUUACAGGUUUCUGCUCAACCUGCUUGGUUGAGAGGUUGUCCAAUGUUGAUUCUGUGGAAAGCACCAGGAGCCCUACUUGCGGUCUUAGAAAUGAGAUCUUCGAGAUCUCUGAAUCGGUUUCCGAUUCACAGGGGAAGAAUGGUGGUGUAAGGGUACGGAAGACCUUGUUGUCUCUUUUUGAAUUAGAGGAUCUCAAGGAAUUGGAGAUGGUGGAGCAUGUUUCAGCUAGUUAUAAAGCUGACUCUUCAGAGAUUGAUCAGCUUGGGGUGAACUUUGAGCUAGAGCGAAAAGGUUUGGAUGACAGAGCUGGUGUUUCAGGGAACACUAGUUUGGAUAGGGAGAAAUCUGAGGCCUUAGAAGGUGAAAGUUUGAAGGAUAAUAGAAUUUCCUUUUGGUUACCCUCAAAGCUUUUGAUGGCAGGAUUGAAAUGGGGGAGUAGAUGCAGUUCCAGGAAAGGCCCUAUGCAGGAGAGUUACUUGAACAUUGGAACUGGAAACACUUCAGUGGAUGAUAACCCUAAAAUUCAGACUUCUACCAAUUUGAUGGAUUGUCGUGAUCCAAGCAAGUUUUGUUGGGAGAAGCCGAGACAUUCUUGGGAUGGUUCAGUGAUGAGCAAGGCAUUGGCAUGCUCAUUUUCCUGUCUACAUGAGCAACGAGAUGGUUCAGACAAGAUUAAAGGAACUUUAUCUGAUGAAUAUGCGUCUUCUGAUCUUCAAAGAUCUUUUGGAGCAAACGAUAGCAGCAAAGCUAACGAUGGGAUUUUGGCAGACCAUAACUGUUUCCCUACCAAUGGCAGUUUUGGAGAUAUUCCUUUAGGGCUCCAUGGCGAACAACCCUGCCAAGAUAUUAAUGCUUCAGAUGUUUGCAGGAAGAAGUCAAAUCGGUGGUGCAGAGUGUGGGAUUGGAGCUUAACCAGCCCUUUUAGGGAUUUUGCGAACAGAAAUGGUCAUGUUUUGGAGAGAUCUCUGUCAGAAUCCUGGCGUGAUAACCAUAAGGAUAACAAUGCAAGACAUUUUCAUCCAAGCGUUGAAGUUCACGUCACUGGGACUCCAUUAAGCAAGCUACGUCAAAAUCGAAGUUUUAGUGGAGAUUUUGUAGCUGCGAAUGUUAAUAAACAUGCCCAGAAGCAUGAUUUGCAAAAGAUGAGAGAUUUCAAGCUCAGUCGAAGCCAUAGUGUUCGAAGAAGCACGGCCAAGUGGAGGAGGAGAACUUCACAUCCUCUCGCUAGAGGCUUCUUUGGGGCAUGAGUUGUAGAUAAAGCUGAACUUCAGUGACGAGAGGUACUUUGAUUUUUAUUCAUAAUUUUGAUUUGGAAUCCUGCUUCAUUUUUUUUUUUUUUGGUUUUGCUGAUUUGUGGAGAUAUUUUCAGGUCAACUUUGAUAAGCCAAUGAGUAAGUAUGACAAUUUUCUUUUAUAUUCUUAGUCCCAUUUUACAGGAUCUGCUAUUUUUUGUAUUUCUCUCUGAUAGUUUAUUAGGGAAAAGAUAAUAGCAUGUAAAACUUUGUUUCCUGAAAGUAUUCACAUUUGUAACUAGAAAUUAGUUUUCCUGGCUUUUAUUAUACCAAAGAUUAUAAAAUGAGAGCCAUUUUAUUUACUUUGACAUUAGAUUUUUGGAGCAACUUCCAAGCACAUCUGGGGAAGACUACUUGAAUGAGUUAUUGCUUUUCAAUUAGUUAAUAAAAGGGAAAUUUACAUACAUAC